Molecule: messenger RNA, 2308 nt
Organism: Amphiprion ocellaris (clown anemonefish)
Lineage: Eukaryota; Metazoa; Chordata; Actinopteri; Pomacentridae
Gene: cmtm3
Product: CKLF-like MARVEL transmembrane domain containing 3
Exons: 5
Coding region: 201-716 (171 amino acids)
Cellular component (GO): membrane
Source: RefSeq, a predicted model, not a curated record
UCACAUCUGGAGAAAGCAGAUGUCGCGCUUUUGGGAGCUGGCGCUGCGUUUCCGCGCUGUCAUUGUUUCCGUUUCCACCUCCGAGAAGCGCUCACGCCUCCACUUUUUUUUUUUUGUUUUGCCUUAAAACCGCUACGUUACGAGUAGUUUGAACCAUCACAACUUUGAGGAGACUUCAUACCUUUUUCCCCUCUCCAACAAUGGGGGACAUCGAGGCUCCCAGCUCAAAUCGGGCGCGUCAGACUGUCCUGCUUUCUGUUCUUCCGAGCAAAGAGUUCGCCACCUCCAGGAAAGGAAUGCUGCUUAUUGCUGAAGUGGCUCUGUCCUUCAUAUCAUUUGUGUGCUUCGCAGCGUCCACGGCGGCGGCCUUCGUGACGGUUCCAGUGCUGGAGUUCCUGGGUGCUCUCUUCUUGUUGUUUGCUUACUCCACCAAAUUCAAUGAGAGGUUUAAAGGAUUCCUCUGGCCUCUUAUGGAUUUCAUGAGAUGUGUGACUGCCUCCAUUAUCUUUUUCAUCAUCUCCAUAAUGGCAGUGUCCAAAUAUGUGGACGGUUCCUCAAAGGCUGCUGGGAUAUUUGGAUUUAUUGCCACCAUUGUUUUUGCUUUAGAUUUUUAUCUCAUUUUCAAUGAGCUGGCCAGUUUCCUAAAGCAAGGAGGAGAAUCCAACGAUGAACCAUCAAGACAGCAAGAUGAUUCUUCAGAUUCUGACUCAGAUUGAAACCACAGGGACCCGAACCAGCAGAUAUGUUUGAUCAGACAAACUAGAACGUUGUGGGAGAACCGACGACUGCUGAGCUGCCAUCUGCAAAGACCUGCAAGUGUUCCUUUGCUCCACAAGAUUACAUUAAAACUGCGUCCAAAUUACAUGAAGUUUACAAAAUAAUACAAAAUCGGUUCCUUUUCUUGCCGAACUCAUAUCCAGUUUCCUAAAUGAUUUGGGAAAAAAAUGUAAAUGCCACUAUCAAACUGAUACUUUGAUAAAACUGUGAAAUUCUUCCGUUUUGUUACUCUGAGUGUUUGUACGAAAUAUGAGCAAAAUAUCAGGCAUAAGCCUGUGUCUAAAUAUGAAAUAAUGAAUAAUAUGAACUUUGGGAAUUUGUUGUGACCCUGUUUAAAGACAUGUCAAAAUAUAACACUAAAUUAUUCUCCUCAGAUGUACUAAUAACAAAGUCGUGUUGUAACUAAAGUGUUUCAACCCUUUAUAUAUGUCAGUGCAAAAAAAAAAAAUGCAGAGACAGGAGGUCUAUGUAAGCAGGGCAUCAUCAUUUAUAAACUUACAGUAAUACUGUAGAAAAACAUGCACAGUAUAGAAGAGUGGUUGACUGGUUACAACCUCUGUCCACUUGUCUUAACUCUACGCGAGUGUACUUUUAAUCAUUUGAAGAUGUUUGCUUACAUUCUGUUUAAUUUGACCUUGGACCUCUGUGACGUGUUGUACUGCAUGAUUUUUCAGGGCUGUGACAUUGUUUAUACAUCCUAAAUGAGUUUGAAUGAGAUCAUGAAUUUAAGCAACAGAAAAGAUGCACAUUUUUUAAACAUACUCAAUUAAUAACCCAAUGCUUUAGAGACUCUUAUGCUUCUAUGCUUCUGCUGUUUGUCCUUCUUACUAUUAUGUUGAUAAAAAAAUGCGAUUUUUCAACAUGUUGUAAAAACGUGCCAUAUGAUGAAAUAAUGUAAAGGAGGCCGUGAAAAACACUCCAGAAAGGUUUUCUUUGAAAAAAAAAAUCAUCAUGAAUUUUGGCGCAAAAAAACGCCAUAGUAUAGUAUGUCGAAAAAAAAAUGCGAUUUUUCAACAUGUUGUAAAAACGUGCCAUAUGAUGAAAUAAUGUAAAGGAGGCCGUGAAAAACACUCCAGAAAGGUUUUCUUUGAAAAAAAAAUCAUCAUGAAUUUUGGCGCAAAAAAACGCCUUACUAUACUAUGUCGAAAAAAAAAGCGAUUUUUCAAACAUGUUGUAAAAACGUGCCAUAUGAUGAAAUAAUGUAAAGGAGGGCGUGAAAAACACUCCAGAAAGGUUUUCUUUGAAAAAAAAAUCAUCAUGAAUUUUGGCGCAAAAAAACGCCAUAGUAUAGUAUGUCGAAAAAAAAAUGCGAUUUUUCAACAUGUUGUAAAAACGUGCCAUAUGAUGAAAUAAUGUAAAGGAGGCCGUGAAAAACACUCCAGAAAGGUUUUCUUUGAAAAAAAAAUCAUCAUGAAUUUUGGCGCAAAAAAACGCCUUACUAUACUAUGUCGAAAAAAAAAGCGAUUUUUCAAACAUGUUGUAAAAACGUGCCAUAUGAUGAAAUAAUGUAAAGGAGGGCGUGAAAAACACU